ACACAUUUCUAUAUAGAGAGGAAAUAAAAGACGUGUUGCUUUUCAUUGAAAAUGUCCACCAUGUAGAGCAAUAGGAACGUUUGCCUCUGGGUAUUCAAUUCUUUAUCAUUUUGUGUAGAGUUAAGCUUGUAGUAGGCAGUUUUACGUGUCAGUAGUCCCAGCAGCUUCUCUCACGUGAGUGGAGUUGUGUGUAUUUUAUCAGGGUUUGCUCUUAAUGUUUCUCAUUCACUUGCCUGAUUUCACUGAAAAGCUGGAGCACUCCCUGCAAACAGGUGGUGUGUGCCUCCAUUAGAAAAACUAACGUGAGGGAGCUUAUUAUCCUUCUUCUUAAUGAAAAACAUAAUGAAGUGAACACAACUUGUGGGCAAUGUGCAAAAGGAAGCUCAGUUCCCAAAUUCUUCAGCGUGAAGAUGUGCAGGAGGACCCCAAGCAUCUGCAGUCUGCUUCUAAAUAGGGCACAGCCCAGAACAUCUGAAGGUCUCUGUGGCUCAUGGGUGGGAAUCUCCUAAUGAUCUUAGUUAUUUUUAUACGUGUCUGCUGCCACAUGCUGCUCUGCCCCAGCGCAGAGAACAGCUCUGUGAGCACCGAGCGAGCGCACGCAGCUGGGGAGGUGGGCACAGCCUGGGGAAGGAGAAAUUAAAAGACAGCAGCAACGCAAAGUCACGAUAUUCACAUCAAAUAGAGGCGCGGAACAGCCAGGAAAAGAAAAAGCAACUGAAGGUGUUAUAAAGGAGCGUACAAGCAAAGGAAUUUGGAUUUUCUCUUCUCUCACGGAACAAAAUGGGACAGCAGUUCACCAACGCUGAAGGGGAACAGACAGAGAUCGAUGUUGCUGAAUUGCAGGAAUGGUAUAAGAAAUUUGUGGUUGAAUGUCCCAGCGGAACCCUCUUCAUGCAUGAAUUCAAGAGGUUCUUCGGCGUCCAGGAUAACCACGAAGCAGCAGAGUACAUUGAAAACAUGUUCAGAGCUUUUGAUAAGAAUGGGGAUAACACCAUCGAUUUUCUGGAAUACGUGGCUGCCUUGAAUCUUGUUUUACGGGGAAAACUGGAGCACAAGCUGAGGUGGACGUUCAAAGUGUAUGACAAGGAUGGGAAUGGCUGCAUAGACAAACCUGAGCUGCUAGAAAUUGUUGAGUCCAUCUACAAGCUGAAGAAAGUGUGUCGAUCAGAGGUGGAGGAGAGGACCCCACUGCUCACACCAGAGGAGGUUGUGGACAGGAUAUUUCAGCUGGUGGAUGAGAAUGGGGAUGGGCAGCUGUCCCUGGAUGAGUUCAUCGAUGGGGCCAGGAAGGACAAGUGGGUGAUGAAGAUGUUGCAAAUGGAUGUAAACCCUGGGGGAUGGAUCUCAGAGCAAAGGCGGAAAAGUGCUUUGUUUUGAGGGAGCCCAGUUUUGAUAUGGCUGAAGAUGUGAUGCAGACUGUGGCUGUGGCUCUCUUACUCCAGGGCGUAGUGGCUUUCCUUGUCAAUACAAUCUCAGCAUCCAGAUGAAAACUGCAGUGGCUGAAGAAGCCAUAUCUCACUCUAAACCCAUGUGCUGCGAGGACUCCUGGGACCCAGGGACUAUUUCUGGCUGGUGAAUAAGUCUCUGUGUGUACACAAUGCCACUCUGGGUUUUGGUUACACCCCGAGGAGCAAACUUUCCAUGGUGAAGUGGAGCAGGACCUGGGCAGCAUCUGCUCCAGGCAGCAGAGCAGGGAAGUGAGAAGUCCUGAUGUGGCAGUGCCAUCUCUGUGCAGGGCAGCAUCAUUGAUAUCUGCAGAUAACAGAUGCUAACCCAGCAGCAAUAGGGGUGCUCUGAUGUCAGUCUGCACCAUCUGGAAUACUGUUAUGGUUCAAAAAGUGUAUGCAUGUUUAGUGGAUUAUACUACUAAUAAUGUAAAGUGAUUGAACACCAUUGUAUUGUAGAUGAUAAGGUUUAUAUUCAGUGUAAGCCAAAGCUGCACACAGCUGAGGAAAAGGCAGCACAUGGGCUGGGCAGGGGGAGCAGUCAGUGUGAGUGCCUCCCUCUGCAGAGCAGAUUCUGCUCCUUGCAUGUGGGACAAGGGCUGCAGGAAAAGCAGGAUGAGCUCAGGGUGUCACUGCCAUGAGGAGGUGACACUGCUCAGCUGGCAGGGCUGGAGAACAGGAGGGGACAGACAAAUCCACUGUAUUACUGAAGGGGUGCAGUGGUUUUACACUGGACUUCCACUGAGCCACUCUGCAGAGAGAAAAUUGGCACAGCCUGGAGGUUGAGCUCUGCUGUUCUUACAGCUGACCCGUAUACCUACAGACCUGUAUGAAAGAAUUUGAGUUGGCCUCAUUCUUUGGUUCACUUCCCUUGGAUUUAUUUUUCAAAGUAUUUUUUCUUUACAAGAAAAUAUUCACCUGCAAAAUAACCCGAGCUUUCCUGUUUUACUUUUCCCAUGGGAUCACUGAGCCAAGCCACAUCCAUGAAGAAGCUGGCAAUCUCUCUUUUGUUUUUGUGGGUUUUUUUGUGGCCUUUAAUCAUGACAGUAGUACCUUUCACCAGGUGACCACUUUGCUGGUUUGCAGUUUAGUCCACUUAACCAAUGUUUAAGUCCAGGAUUAGGAGGAAGUGUUUAGGGUAGGGCACAGUGCUGGAGACCAAAUGCACGUAGGUUUCCACUUUGAAACAGCCUUUCUGAGAGCUCUCUGUAAAUACACUCUCACUCAUGGCAUGCCUGCUUAUCAGAGCAGAUUAGACUCCUCGCUUGUGCUGCUGUAAGGAAGUGUUCAAGGCUCAUUCAAGUCAACAGUUUAUCCACCUGAAAGAAACAUCUCCCUUCCAGCUGAUAUGGAGACCUGGGGGACAAGAUUUGCUGAUUUUCAGCCUCUCGGACAAACGUUCUCAUGGCAGAAUACAAAUCAAACCCUCACAUUUCAGCAUCUCAGGCAAUGUGUCGCUCCAUUUCUGCUUCUCACAGUUCUUAACUCAAAUGGUUCUGUUGUUACUGUAGUUUCACAGCCGUGGUUUAACCAAAAUGCUGUGGGUUUUGGUGCCCUGCUUCCCAGUGGGGCAGGCAGCUGUGCAUCUCUGUGCACGCACUCCUGCAUUGGGGUGGUAGAGGGCAUCCUAACACCGAGCAGAUGGUGCCAGGAGUUUUGUAUCGUGCGUUUAAUAAAGGUUGGUUUAUUAAAAGUUGGUUUUUAGCAGUU
This is a messenger RNA of Phasianus colchicus (ring-necked pheasant), 3155 nucleotides long. RefSeq names its product guanylate cyclase activator 1B (gene GUCA1B). The record is from RefSeq and is a predicted model, not a curated record. Lineage: Eukaryota; Metazoa; Chordata; Aves; Galliformes; Phasianidae. Gene Ontology annotation, molecular function: calcium sensitive guanylate cyclase activator activity; calcium ion binding. Gene Ontology annotation, biological process: visual perception. Gene Ontology annotation, cellular component: cone photoreceptor outer segment; photoreceptor inner segment.